Messenger RNA from Symsagittifera roscoffensis, 1749 nucleotides. RefSeq names its product protein ENTREP2-like. NCBI's taxonomy places the organism in Eukaryota, Metazoa, Xenacoelomorpha, Acoela, Convolutidae. Bases 988 to 1749 code for a protein of 253 amino acids. Gene Ontology annotation, cellular component: membrane. The record is from RefSeq and is a predicted model, not a curated record. The transcript has 4 exons.
GCUGCUUGCUGCCUCUCUCCUGUUCCACCGGCUUAAAUGGUGUUCAACUAAGCAUUAUUUGAGUAUUUACACAUUGCAUAACCCCUUAUAAAUUUUUAAACAAGCUCAUAUACUCUUUCAAGGCACGCUUAAUAAAAAGGAAGAUGGAAAAAGGUACUUUCUGAGCGAGCCUCAAUGAACGCUCCUACAUUUUAUCCCCCGUCAAAAUAUUUUCAUAAUAAACAAAAAAUAAUCCCAAUUGUGUUUACAUUGCAAAAUUCGCCUUCAUUUGCACAUGAACAAAGAUAUUAUUUUUCAUCUUUCGCCAACCACGUUUGUGCAUUUUGAUUACAAGUCGCUCUUGCGUUCAAUAUCUUCUGAAAAGAUAAACAGACCAUUUUUCACGCUUUCCUUAUUUCCAUGCUCUAAUUGUUUUGAGAUUGUACUUUUUUAUCCAAUGGGAUUACCAAAAACGUACCGAGCAAUAUGGCUGAUGUACAUCAAUAAAAAUUUUGCAUUCGAUUUCUCAUUUUGAGGAGAUAUUCUUCUGUUCAGCUUACCAGAACAGAGUGAACGAAAUCUAAAACAUACUGAGAGAGGCGAGGGAGCUCUAAAAGCUAAAAGCUACCGCAUCCAUCUUCCGCUCAAAAAUCUCAGAGAGGAAAAUAGAACUCGAUCUAUUUCUGUGUCAGCAGGGGAUAUUUAGUUUGAAACAUUUCCGCAUUUGCCUGUGAUUUGUUCAAAUCGUCUUAAUUUCGACUCAACGUGACCCAUCAAAAUGUUCUGCCAUCUUUUUUCCAAUAAGAGGAAAUGCGAACAGUCAAUGAAUUAAAUGGCCCGAAGCACAAAGUAUCGAUCCGGUCGAGUUUUAUAAAAUGCCAUUGUAUCACUUGAUGAGCUAAAGGCAUCAUCAGAUACUUCAUUCCUGAAUAAAACUAAGGAUCGUUUUAGUAAUCAUGCAAAAAAGACACUGUUGCUUACUUUUCAACGAGUAAUACAAACCUAGUUAUGAUGUCUCUUCACCGUUAUCUUCCAAGCUGUGUGCAGUCGGGCGGUCUGCAGACGCUCCGGGAUCUCGUGUGUUGUUCUUCGUCUCACCAGGUGUCCCAGAACAACAUGCUACUCCUAGGAGUGGUGCAGAUGGUCAUUGGGGUCCUCAUAGUCGGCAGCUCCUUCAGCGCCUUCUUCCUGUCCAACUUCCCAGCUGCCAUCCACAACACUAGUCCCUACUGGGCCGGACUCUCUGGACUUCUUUGUGGAGCUGUGGGUGUCAUUGCUUGGAAGCAUAACUCCAUGUUCACGACAACGUUCUAUGCCCUGUUGAGCAGCCUGUGUAUUGUGCUGAACCUUCUGGGUGCUGUACUAACUAGUAAGAUCUCCCAGAACCUGGUGCCUAUCCAAAAUUGUCCCUGUUUCUGCUGCACUUCACCCGACGGCUGCGGUGCUUACUUUCUGCCCAGUUCCAACGCCGCCGCCAUUCACGAAUCCCUAGAUGUGAACAAACUGCCCAACAAGACAUCGUCCUCCUCGUCUCUCAGCUCCUUCAGAUCCACCCACGACAACCAUCACUCGGCCUUUAAUCCCCAGCAGCAGCAGUUGCAGUAUGUGAAGCCCCUGCCUACUUGUGAGCAUGAGGCGGAGACCCUGCGAGCCUUGAUGAUUGUGUUGUGCAUAGAAAACUGUUUAGCUUGUGCGAUUGCAACUCUAUCGACUAUCAUAUCGCUGCUCCUCAUUGCUAAAAACAAGGUAAGAUUGUUUCCUGUUGCUUAA